AUGCCUGGCGGACCUUCAGUAGGAAAAUUAGUCUUCCGUAUUUUUACGCCAGUGUCGCGCAGACUCAAUUCACAUCUCAAAGGACGUUAUCCUUCUCCUGAUCCGGUUAAAUAUAGCGCUUUUUCGACUAAUUCCAAUAAGAUAAUUUCUACCCGUAAUAGGCAUAAGCGUGAAACUCUGAAUACGGAGGAUAGACUUCGCGUUGUAGCCCAUAAGAGAGUUUUACCACUUCUUCAGGCAAUACUUAAUGAAGACAUUGAAGCUGUUUGGUAUCUGUAUAAACGACUUGAUGGAGAAGAUAAAUUGAAACUACUUUUACCGGAGCAUCAUUCACUCGUGUUGAGAAGCAUUAAUGUGAAAAACCGUUUGAUAGAUGAAGAACUAAAGACCAAAUACACAAAGAGGCUUAUAUAUGUGGUUGGGCGUAUGAAAGCUUAUGGCUAUAAUCCAGAUGUCCGUGACUAUACUCAUUUACUUUACGUAUUUGGUUCGAUAAAAAAGUAUCGCGAAUGUGAUAAAAUAUGGAAUCGAAUGCGGGAGAGUGGUAUUAAACCAGGAAUAUAUGCGUACAAUUGCUAUCUAUAUUCAUGCCUAGGCCGGAAUACGGGAUGUCUGGAACUAGCAAGUGACAUCUGGCGGAAUCUGCAAAAAGAUGGAAUAAACCCGAAUGCAGUAACGUAUGCUGUUAUGAUCAGAAUUUACGGAUAUCUGAAGCUGCCUGAUGGAGCUCGUCAGAUAUUUGACAGUACCUUUGAUAUAUCAGAAGAACAUAAGAACGCCUCUAAAUUCACCCCAACAGCAUAUUCAUUUAAUUCUUUACUGUAUGCAUACGGACAGUCUGGAGAGCUUGACAAAAUGAAAAACACAUACGAAUUAAUGGUAAAAGUUAAAGUGAUGCCUGACUUUAAUACUUUUGAUGAACUUAUUAGAUGGUCAUGUGAAUUCAAAGACUUGGAAGGAGCUAAGGAAUAUAAUGUUAUAAUGCAGGAGCAAUAUGGCUUUCAGCCUAAUAUAACCAUAUUCAACUAUUUCAUAAAACUAGCAAUUAAUACAGGGAGAACAACAUUUGCUAUCGAACUAUUCAAAGAGAUGAAGGAAAAAUAUAACUUAUUUCCAAUAGCAAAAAUGGUUCAGAAAUUGCAUGCAAAGAUGCGUAUCAGAAAGAGAUAUUCAGACGCUCAACUUUUAGUAAAUGAAUGGAUACCUCAAAUUGUCACUCGCAAACAAUAG
Molecule: messenger RNA, 1230 nt
Organism: Paraglomus occultum
Lineage: Eukaryota; Fungi; Glomeromycota; Glomeromycetes; Paraglomerales; Paraglomeraceae
Source: the annotation of a GenBank genome assembly